This is a messenger RNA of Epinephelus lanceolatus (giant grouper), 3250 nucleotides long. NCBI's taxonomy places the organism in Eukaryota, Metazoa, Chordata, Actinopteri, Perciformes, Serranidae. The record is from RefSeq and is a predicted model, not a curated record.
AUGUUUUUCUGUUCUUUCACCCUGUGUGUAGAUAUGGCUGCUGCAAACUAUCUGCCAUCUGAAGAUCAGUUUCUGUGCUCCAUCUGUCUGGAUGUGUUCACUGAUCCUGUCAGCACACCAUGUGGACACAACUUCUGCAAAAACUGCAUCACUCAACACUGGAAUAUUAGUGACAGGUGCCUGUGUCCGAUGUGUAAAAAGGUUUUCAACACAAGACCUGAGCUGCGAGUCAACACUUUCAUCUCUGAGAUGGUCGCUCAGUUCAGACAGUCAGCUCAACAGAAAGCCAGCAGCAGCAGCUCACAGCAACAAGCUGCCAAACCAGGAGAAGUUCCCUGUGACGUCUGCACUGGAACCAAACUGAAGGCCCUGAAGUCCUGCCUGGUGUGUCUGGCCUCCUACUGUGAGACUCACCUGGAGCCUCAUCUGACAAUGUCAGGCCUGAAAAGACAUCAGCUGAUCGACCCUGUGGAGAACCUGGAAGACAGGAUGUGUACGAAGCACGAUAAACCUCUGGAGCUGUUCUGUAAGACCGACCAGACAUGUGUCUGUACACUCUGCACUGUUUCAGACCACAAGACACAUGAUGCUGUUCCUCUGAAAGAAGAAUAUGAAGAAAAGAAGGCUGAGCUGGGGAAGACAGAGGCUGAAAUUCAGCAGAUGAUCCAGAAGAGACAACUGAAGAUUCAGGAGAUCAAACACUCAGUCGACCUCAGUGAGAAAGAUGCAGACAGAGAGAUAGCAGAAGGUGCUCAGGUCUUCACUGCUCUGAAGGAGUCUGUUGAGAGAGGCCUGAAUGAGCUCAUCAGCACCAUUAAAGAGAAGAAGAAAACGACACAGAAACAGGCUGAAGGAUUCAUCAAAGAGCUGGAACAGGAAAUCUCUGAGCUGAAGAAGAGAAGCACUGAGGUGGAGCAGCUCUCACACUCUGAAGACCACCUCCAUCUUCUCCAGGGUGUCCAGUCCCUGAAAGCUCCUCAACUCUCCAAAGACUGGACAGAGGUCAGCAUCUGUCCACCAUCAUAUGAGGGGACUGUGGUGAGAGCUGUGUCUCAGCUGGAGGAGACACUCAGUGAACAGAUGAAGAAGCUACUUGCUGUGUCUGAGCUGAAGAGGGUCCAGCAGUAUGCAGUGGAUGUGACUCUUGAUCCUGAUACAGCAAAUCCCUAUCUCAUCCUGUCUGAUGAUGGGAAACAAGUGAAAUGUGGUGAUGUGAAGAAAAAUCUCCCAGACAACCCAGAGAGAUUUUCUCGUUACUCUAUUAUUUUAGCAAAGCAGAGUUUCUCUUCAGGCAGAUUUUACUUCGAGGUUCAAGUUAAAGGAAAGACUAACUGGGAUUUAGGAGUGGCCAGAGAGUCGGUCAAAAGGAAGGGAGACAUCAUACUGAGACCUCAGGAUGGUUACUGGACUAUUUGGUUGAGAAAUGGAAAUAAAUAUGACGCUAAUGCCGGCCCUCCAGUCCGUCUCUCUCUGAAGUCUCGUCCUCAGAAGGUGGGGGUGUUUGUGGAUUAUGAGGAGGGUCUGGUCUCCUUUUAUGACGUAGAUGCUGCAGCUCUUAUCUACUCCUUUACUGGCUGCUCCUUCACUGAGAAACUCUUCCCAUACUUCAGUCCCUGUAAUAAUGAUGAUGGUACAAACUCUGCACCUCUGAUCAUCUCUCCUGUCAGAGUAAAAUAAUCACUUAUUUCAUGGCAGUGCAGAGGGGUAUUCCAGGAAGCCAUGAUGAUGGCAGAGGACCUUUUGAACACUCUGGAAGAUCUGAGGAAUGAUGAAUUUGAGACCUUCAAAUGGUACCUGCAGCAGCCUGACAUCCUGGAAGGCUACCAAGCCAUCAAAGUGUCCAAACUGGAGAAAGCAGAAAGGCGGGACACAGUGAAUGUGAUGGUGAGCAGCUAUACACUGGAUGGAGCUCUGAAGGUGACCAAGAAGGUCUUAGAGAAGAUCAACAGGAAUGAUCUGGUGCAGAGUCUGUCAGACACCAGCUCAGAACCACGAGUGUCAGUGGAUGUCAGUGAUGUUGGAGAGACUUCAGGGAACAGAGGAACUUCCUCCUCUCAGAGCGAAGACCACAAGACACAUGAUGUUGUUCCUCUGAGAGAAGAAUAUGAAAAAAAGAUGGCUGAGCUGGAGGCUGAAAUUCAGCAGAUGAUCCAGGAGAGACAACUGAAGAUUCAGGAGAUCAAACAGUCAGUCAACCUAAGUGAGAAAGAUGCAGACAGAGAGAUAGCAAAAGAUGUUCAGGUCUUCACUGCUCUGAAGGAGUCUGUUGAGAGAGGCCAGACAGAUCUCAUUAAUGCAAUCAAGGAGAAGCAGAAAAUGACAAAAAGAAAGGCCGAAAGAUUUAUCAAAGAGCUGGAACACGAAAUCUCUGAGCUGAAGAAGAGAAGGAUUGAGGUGAUGCAGCUCUCACGCUCCGAGGACCACCUCCAUCUUCUCUGGACACUCCAGUCCCUGAAGACCCACUACUCAUCAAGGACUGGACGGGGGUCAGCAUCCGUGCAUUGUGAGGGGACUGUGGCGAGAGUGGUGUCUCAGCUGGAGGAGACACUCAGUAAAGAGAUGCCGAGGCUGCUUGAAGCAGAGCUGAAGAGGUUCCAGCAGUAUGCAGUGGAUGUGACUCUUGAUCCUGAUACAGCAAAUCCCAAACUCAUCCUAUCUGAUGAUGGGAAACAAGUGAAACAUGGUGAUGUGCAGAAAAAUCUCCCAGACAACCCAAAGAGAUUUUCUACUGCUGUUUGUGUCUUGGCAAAGCAGAGUUUCUUUUCAGGCAGAUUUUACUUUGAGGUUCAAGUCAAAAGAAAGACAAAAUGGGCUUUGGGAGUGGCCAGAGAGUCGAUCAACAGGAAGGCAGUGGUCCCACUGAGCCCUCAGGAUGGUUGCUGGACUAUAUUUUUGAGAAAUAUAAAUGAGUACAAAGCUCUUGAUGCCUGUCCAGUCCAUCUCUUUCUGAAGUCUCGUCCUCAGAAGGUGGGGGUGUUUGUGGAUUAUGAGGAGGGUCUGGUCUCCUUUUAUGACGUAGAUGCUGCAGCUCUUAUCUACUCCUUUACUGGCUGCUCCUUCACUGAGAAACUCUUCCCAUUCUUCUGUCCAUGCACCAAUGAUGGUGGUAUAAACUCUGCACCUCUGAUCAUCUCUCCUGUCAGAGUAAAAUAAUCACUUAUUUCAUGUACUGAUUUAUUUCUAUUAAUAAUAAUAGAAAUAAUAAUCAGUCAAUUUUAUUUAUAAAGCCCAGUAUCACAAAUCACAAUUU